ACACCUGCAACACGCAGUCGAGUGGAGGUCGUGGCAGAGCUGUUUUGUAGGCGGACCCAUUCCCGCUGCCAGCUUCGCCGUCACAGCACGCACGAGCAUCCUCGCCAUCGCCAUCUCUGGCUACUUGCUGUCGCUAGCGUGAGAAUGUAAACACGUGUCCACCUCGCCUUACUCGUGCCGUGGAAUGCCGCGAUCCGCCGCAAAACAGGACGAUCCGAUUCGCGCAGGCGUUCCGGCUUCUCCUCAUUCCAUCCGACCUCGAGUCCGUGCGCUCGCUGCGCGCCGAGGACUCCCCCAGUCGUUGCGAGAGAUUUUUAGAAUUCUCGAAAAACUCCCCCAGUCCCCACUCGCGCCUCGCAGCACUCCGCCCUAGUCUGCCUUCGCUCACCGCGCGGCGGCGCGGCAUGACAGAUUCGCAUCUCUAAGCCACGCCGACCACGCGCACACCCUCGUGCCGCGCGUUUGAGCUGGUGCGACCGUGGUAGGCGGGUGGGCAGGCGAGCGGGCGGGCCGCCAUGGUGCUGCUGACGAUCAUCCGCAAGCUCAAGCGCAAGGAGCGCGAGAUGCGCGUGCUCAUGGUGGGGCUGGACAACGCGGGCAAGACGACCAUCGUGAUGCGAUUCAACGGCCAGGAUACGUCGCAGGUGGGGCCGACGCUCGGAUUCAGCAUCACCACCCUGCGCUAUAAAGGGUUCAACCUGAACGUGUGGGACGUGGGCGGGCAGCGCACGCUGAGGGCGUACUGGCGCAACUACUUCGAGCGCACGGACGGGCUCGUGUGGGUGGUGGACAGCGCCGACCGCCUGCGCCUGGCGGACUGCCGGGAUGAGCUGCACCGCGUGCUGCUGGAGGAGCGCCUGGCGGGCGCGUCGCUGCUCAUCCUGGCGAACAAGCAGGACCUGCCGGGCGCGCUCAGCACCGAGGAGAUGCGCGAGGUGCUGGGUCUGAAGGCCUUAGCAGAGGGGAGGCGCCACUGCCACCUGGUGCCGUGCAGCGCAAGGACAGGGGAGGGCGUGCUGGCAGGAUUCGACUGGCUUGUAACUGACAUUGCGUCGCGCAUAUACAUGUUCGACUAGCAACUAGGCUUGCACCGAUGAAUUGUGUUAAAAACUUGUUGAUUUUGGUCGUUCGUUUGUUUCCACUAACCUGCCGUAUUAGCGCGGCGGCUAAUAGUGAGGGACAGCGCUGUGCACAAGCUCCAAGAAACGACAAACAAAGCA
This is a messenger RNA of Closterium sp. NIES-67, 1220 nucleotides long. Lineage: Eukaryota; Viridiplantae; Streptophyta; Zygnematophyceae; Desmidiales; Closteriaceae. The record is from the annotation of a GenBank genome assembly.